Molecule: messenger RNA, 1960 nt
Organism: Musa acuminata subsp. malaccensis (wild Malaysian banana)
Lineage: Eukaryota; Viridiplantae; Streptophyta; Magnoliopsida; Zingiberales; Musaceae
Product: probable pectinesterase/pectinesterase inhibitor 51
Biological process (GO): cell wall modification
Molecular function (GO): pectinesterase activity; pectinesterase inhibitor activity
Source: RefSeq, a predicted model, not a curated record
CUUCCUUCUCUCUCGAUGGCUUCCUCCUCUGCCCUCCAUCUCCUGGUCGCUGUCGUCCUCCUGCUCUCCACCCCCUCCUCCGCCGCCCAUCGCCGCCACCCUCACGCCCAUCACCACAAGCACAAGGCCAACGCCACAUCCCCUUCUACGCCCAUCCACCAGGCUUGCCGUGCCGCCCUCUCCCCGGACGUCUGCGAGUCCGUCCUCUCCCAUCUAUCUAUCUCCCUCCCUCCCGAUUCCUCCGGCUCUGACGUCGCCCUCGCCGCUCUUUCCGCCGCCUCCCGUGGCCACCAGACCGCCCGGAGCAACGCCCAGUCCAUCCUCGACGCCGCCGGAUCCGACCGCAACCGCUCCACCGCCGCCCGCAAUUGCCUCGAGCUACUCUCCCUCUCCGACCACCGCAUUUCCGCAGCUAUCAAGGCCCUCCCCGCCGGCGCCCUCGCCGACUCCCGUACCUUCUCUGGCGCCGCCGAGCUCUACCAGUACGCCUGCCGGGCCGGCCUUACGAAGGUCAACGACACCCAGAUAGUGGUCGACGCCAUGGCCUUCCUGGAGAGGCUCACCAACCUCACUACCAGCGCAACCGCCAUGAUAGCCGCGCUGCAGCGCUACGGCCCCGACACCUCGCGCUGGGGCCCGCCGCAGACGGAGCGGGACGGGUACUGGCCGGACGCGGCCGCGGCCGGGUCCGGGUCCGGAGGAGGAAAAGCCCGGAAGAGUUUCCCGCGGCCGGGAGCGCCGGCGGACGCGACGGUGUGCAAACGCAGCGAGUGCCGGUACCGGUCGGUUCAAGCGGCUGUGGACGCGGCGCCGGAGAACUCGACGAGGCCGUUCGUCAUCCACAUUAAGGAAGGGGUCUACGAGGAGACGGUUCGAGUGCCGUUCGAGAAGACCAACUUGGUAUUUUUCGGGGACGGCAUGGGCAAAACGGUCAUUACCGGCUCCCUCAGUGCCGACAUGGUCGGCGUCUCCACGUACAACACCGCCACCGUCGGUGUGACGGGCGAUGGAUUCAUGGCGAGGGACCUGACGAUGGCCAACACGGCCGGGCCGGACGCCCACCAGGCCGUGGCCUACCGGUCCGACAGCGACCGCUCGGUGCUGGAGCACGUCGAGUUCUUGGGCCACCAGGACACCUUAUACGCCUCCUCCCUCCGCCAGUUCUACCAGUCCUGCCGCGUCUCCGGGACCGUCGAUUUCAUCUUCGGCAACGCCGCCGCCAUCUUCCGCGACUGCAGCAUCCUCGUGGUCCCCCGCCAGCUCGACCCCGAGCACGGGGAGACCAACACGGUCACCGCGCACGGCCGCUCCGACCCCGCCCAGUCCACCGGCUUCGUGUUCGACCGCUGCGUCGUCAACGGGAGCGACGAGUACCUCGCACUCUACAAGUCGAACCCGGCGGUCCACCUGGCGUACCUGGGGAGGCCAUGGAAGGAGUACUCGAGAACCGUGUUCAUCGACUGCUCCAUGGGGGAGAUCGUGAGGCCGGAGGGGUGGACGCCGUGGAGCGGGGACUUCGCGCUGCCGACGCUGUACUUUGGGGAGUCUGGGAGCUCGGGGCCCGGCGGUAAGGCGACGGCGAGGGUGCCGUGGAGCAGCAAGAUACCGGCAGAGCACUUGGGUGCGUACUCUUUGGAAAGCUUCAUACAGGGAGAUCAGUGGAUACCCGAUGACUCCGAGCACAAAAACUGAUGAUUUCUACUGCAAUUUGAGCGAGGAAAACGAUAAAGAUGUCCGCAUAUUCUGAUCGCAUGCUGUGACCAAAUCUAAUUUCGCUAAAAUGCUCAUUACACUGUUCCUUCGUCUGAAUUGAUCGGAGGCCACUGUUAUGUUCUUAAACGAGGGGAAUAGAAUAGAGCAAUCUUAUUAUAUGAUGUUGAAAUAUUGUUGAAAUAAAAAUAUGAUGUUAUAGUGUUUUUUCGUUUUGUCGAAAACAUCGUGAUGCAGUAUAAUAACGAAU